UCAAACACCAAAUGCUUCCUCUUCUUCUCCACAAAGCUUAUUCCACAACUUCCAGUACUUCUCUAACUUGGAGAACCCAACUCAAACAAGCUCACUUAGCCUCCCAAAUAUCUUCGAUCCUCUUACAGAGACGCAACUGGGUUCCACUCCUCCAAAACCUCAACCUCCCCAAACUAAACCCUCCUCUCUUUCUCCAAAUCCUCCACAAAACCCAGCAAAACCCGCAACUCUCUUUGGAUUUCUUCAACUGGGCCAAGUUCCAUUUACGUUUCGAACCAGACCUCAAGUCCCACUGCCAAAUCAUCCAGCUCUCACUCGGGUCUGGCCUCACCCGACCCGUCAAACCCAUCUUGGAUACACUAAUCCAGACACAUCAUGUUUCCAAGGUUGUACAGUCCAUGGUUCAGGUUACAGGUACAGAUUCUCUAUCCAAUGUGUUAAGUUUUGUGCUUGGUUGCUAUGCAAAAAAGGGUUUGGUUAAAGAAUGCUUAGAAGUUUAUAGAGAAAUGAGUGUUCUUGGUUGUGUGCCUACAGUUUUAGCCUGCAAUGCAUUGCUUAAUACAAUGAGGCUAGAAAAUGAGACUAGAUUGGGUUGGGGUUUCUAUGGGGCUAUGAUCAGAAAUGGGAUUAUAUCAAACCAGUUUACAUGGUCUCUGGUUGCUCAAUUUCUUUGUAAAGAUGGGAAAUUUGAAAGAAUAGUUAAGCUUUUGGAUUCUGGUGUUUGUGAUUCUAUGUUUUAUAGUCUUCUUGUGGAUGGUUAUAGCAAAAGUGGGAAUUUUGAAGCUGCAUUUUGCUACUUGGAUAAAAUGAGUGUUGGGAAAUUGGACCCUGGUUUUAGUACUUAUAGUUCUGUUCUCGAUGGAGCAUGUAAACAUGGGAAUGUGGAAGUGGUUGAAAGAGUAAUGCGGAUUAUGCUAGAGAAGAAGUUGCUUUCGAAGAGUCCUGUAACGGAUUAUAAUUCGAUUGUUAAAAAGCUUUGUGAUUUGAACAAAAUUUAUGCAGCCGAAAUGUUUUUUAAGAAAGCAUGUGAGGAGAAAAUUGAACUGCAAAUUGCUACUUAUGGAUGUAUGCUGCAGUCACUGACUACAGAAAUGAGAAUAGUGGAAGCUAUUUGGGUGUAUCGGCUGAUUUGUGAGAGGGGUAUUGUGGUGGACGAUAAUAGUUAUAAUGCAUUUGCUAAUGUUCUUUGCAAGAAAGUGCAAUUUGAGGAGGGUUUCGAGUUGUUAAUGGAUGUUAUAAGAAGAGGGUUUAGUCCCUGUGCAUCAGAGUUGUCUGGAUUUAUAUCAUUUCUUUGCGGCAGGCGUAGAUGGAGAGAAGCAGAAGAUGUGUUGAACUCAGUUCUAGACAAAGGACUACUACCGGAUCUGACUUCUUGUUCCUCACUAGUACGGCAUUACUGCUCCACAAGACGGAUUAAUUCAGCUACGGCACUGCACAGUAAGAUGGAAAAGCUGAACGGCAGUUUGGAUGCGACAACUUACAAUGUACUUCUUGGCGGGCUUUUUGCAGCAAGGAGAGUUGAAGAAGCAGUGAGAGUGUUCGAUUACAUGAGAAGCCGCAACUUGAUGAGCAGUGAAAGCUUUACGAUCAUGAUUCGUGGGCUUUGUCAAGUAAAGGAGCUGCGAAAGGCCAUGAAAAUUCAUGAUGAGAUGUUAAAGCUGGGACUUAAGCCCCCUGUAGCCACUUAUAGAAGGCUGAUACAUGGAUUCAGGCCUUGAUAUAUAAAAGCAGUGGAAAAAA
Argentina anserina (silverweed cinquefoil) is the source of this 1740-nucleotide messenger RNA. Its product is annotated as pentatricopeptide repeat-containing protein At4g21170. Gene Ontology annotation, cellular component: mitochondrion. The transcript has a single exon. Gene Ontology annotation, molecular function: protein binding. NCBI's taxonomy places the organism in Eukaryota, Viridiplantae, Streptophyta, Magnoliopsida, Rosales, Rosaceae. The record is from RefSeq and is a predicted model, not a curated record. The coding region runs from base 12 to 1718 and encodes 568 amino acids.